ACUACAGGCAGGCGGCUCGGGGAAGGAAGGCCCGUGCCAGCCGGGUGCCCGCUCAGCCCUGGCCCCCGGUCUUCCGCCUGGUGCGGGAGGGGCGGGGCGGAAGGGGGCAGGGCCAUCCCGCUUCUGGCUCCGUCCGUCCGUUUCCUCCACCUGUUGGCUCUUAGGAGAGCAAGGAGAAGAACCCUUUGUUCAGUAUCUCCAGGAAACUGAGAGGAAAGAUGUCCAGAAAGGUCAUUGCUCAGGGUCAGAUGUUAAGAUGAGGAUUGAAGAUGAGGAAUUAACUAUAAAACAAAGAAGUUUUGGAAAUGCAGAAUGUCAAAGACUCCAGGAUAAUGUUUCCCACAUACCUGUGUUUAGAGAAGCUAGUGAAUGGAAUAGUAAAAUACAGAGUCCAUGGGGUAAACCCAAGGCAGAGAGCCUGAGAGAGAAAAGAUGCUUCAGUGCAGUGACUGCCAAAACCAAGAAAACCCUGAGGAUAAAAAUAGGGAAAAAAGGUAAAGAAUUUGGGAUAAAUUUCCAUCUGAGCUCUAAACAACUUUCAUAUUAUAAAGUUGCUAGUGGACUAAGAAAAUUCAGAAAUGAAAAAUAUGACCACAGCUCCAGUUCAUCACUUCUACUACAUCAGAAAACGCAUACUGAAGAGAUACCUUAUGAAUGUAAGGAGUGUGGAAAAUCCUUCAGGCACAACUCGGGCCUUAGGAAACGUAAGAGAAUUCACAGGAGGCUUAAAUUCUAUGAAUAUGAUGAAUAUAGGAAAGUCUGUAAUAUGAGCUCAACUCUUUAGAAGCAUGAAAGGAUCCACAAUCCACACUGGGGAGAAACCCUGUAAGUGUGAUAAAUGUGGAAAGGACUUCAGUGACAAGUAUUACCUUAUUGAACAUCAAAGAAUCCACACGGGAGAAAAGAUUUGCAAAUGUAAGGAGUGUGGAAAAUCCUUCAGUCACAGCUCUGUACUUACACAACAUAAAAGAAUUCACACUGGGGAAAAGCCUUAUGCAUGUGAGGAUUGUGGAAAAGCCUUCAGGGUGAGCUCAGCACUCACAGAACAUAAAAGAAUUCAUACUGGGGAGAAACCAUUUAGGUGUGACCAGUGUGGGAAAGCCUUCAGUGGGUGGUCAGAUCUUAGACAGCACCAAAGAAUCCAUACUGGGAAGAAACCCUGGGAAUGUAAAGAGUGUGGGACAGCCUUCAGCCAUAGUUCUGGCCUUAGACAACACAAAAUAAUUCAUAGUGGGGAGAAGCCAUAUAAAUGUAAUGAGUGUGGCAAAGCCUUUAGUGAGAGCUCACACCUCACAGGACAUAAAAGAAUCCACACUAGCGAAAACCCUAUGAAUGUGGUCAGUGUGGGAAAGCUUUCCAUCAUAGUUCACACCUUACUGUGCAUAAAAGAAUCCACGCAGGGGAGAAACCUUAUCAAUGUAGUGACUGUGGGAAAACUUUUAGAGUGAAUGGAGACUUGACUGUGCAUAAAAAAAGAAAACAUGUGGGGAAGAAAUCUCAUGAACUUGAUGAAUGUGGAAACUUCUAUAAUUAGAGUUUAUGUUUCCUCUCUAUCAUUUCAUACCAAAGUGAAAACUGAUAAACAGAAAUAGGGAAAAUAAAGGCACAGCUGUGUAUGUCAGUUAUAAUCAAGUUUCCUAUAUUAGUCAAAGAGUCCACAGAAUCUGCAGUAGGCAAAUUUAUCAGGAUAUACAUACAUUUAGUAGAGAGGAGAGGCUUUCCUUAAUAUAGACAUUAGAUUGUUAUAACUUUAGGAGAGUUCUAAAAUGAAACUUAAAAGUUUUAGGAGGUAGAAGUCUGUUUGUAAAAAAGACCAAUAAGAAAAGAUAGGUAAGAGUAUUGUGUUUCAUGAGUUUGAUUAUAUAUGUACUAUUAAUUAUAUACUAGAUUUAUAAAUGCUAUGACAUAUAAAAAGUGUUGAUCUUUGUUCUAAGCACUCUGCCUUGCGAAUGGCAAAUAGUUGCAUCGAGUUAAGAAGAAGGGUAUCUAAUAAAGCAAGUUUCAAAUACAAAAAGGACGUGACUUUGAAUUGGUACAUUAGGUGGAGAACUGUUAUCAGUGCCAGGCUUUGCCCGAGUGUACUUGUAGUUAAAAUCAACCAAACUAAGCACCUUAGUAUAUAGAAAGGGCAUUAAAUUCAGAAGACCUUGGUUGAAAUUCUUACUUUGUGUAACUGGAAAAAUGGGUUAAAGGACUUGGCUAUUUUAGUCCUUUUAGCAUAAUUCCAUAACUGGUUUUCAGAAUGACUGAACUGCUUCACAGCUUCAACAGUUGUAUAUUACUCUGCUUGUCUUUCUGCAACAAUAAACACCCAUUUUUUCCCAGUUUUUUGCUACCCCCAACAUGUGCUACAACAAAUGUUUUCACAUAUAUGGGACCUUUCUGUCUUUGACUUCCACAAGGAUAGCAUGUGAGACUUUAUCAAAUACUUUGCUAAAAUCUAGGUAAACUAGGUGUGUGACAUUUCCCUGUCUGGUUAAUAAACCUUUCAAAAAAAGAAAUGAA
Phascolarctos cinereus (koala) is the source of this 2505-nucleotide messenger RNA. NCBI's taxonomy places the organism in Eukaryota, Metazoa, Chordata, Mammalia, Diprotodontia, Phascolarctidae. The record is from RefSeq and is a predicted model, not a curated record.